Limulus polyphemus (Atlantic horseshoe crab) is the source of this 4660-nucleotide messenger RNA. It is a transcript of the gene mh, whose product is annotated as sprT-like domain-containing protein Spartan. Gene Ontology annotation, cellular component: nucleus. The transcript is spliced from 8 exons. Gene Ontology annotation, biological process: DNA repair. Gene Ontology annotation, molecular function: single-stranded DNA binding; metalloendopeptidase activity; polyubiquitin modification-dependent protein binding. The record is from RefSeq and is a predicted model, not a curated record. NCBI's taxonomy places the organism in Eukaryota, Metazoa, Arthropoda, Merostomata, Xiphosura, Limulidae. Bases 149 to 2050 code for a protein of 633 amino acids.
UUUGCGUUUGAAAGAUGUUGAGACUGGUUUCACUUUCACGAUUCGUGUAGUUGAAUAGUUUUACUAAUAGUAAUACUACAUAUGUGUAUAUAUUUCGCUGUUUUUGAAAUUUUUGCAUCAAUAUCAAACAUCAUUUUCCUCGAACGAUAUGUAUAGGGAUGAAGAUUUUGCCCUUGCUCUUCAGCUUCAAGCUAAAUACGAUGAAGAGGCAGCACAACAGCUAAACUAUCAAUAUAAUGAAAAAACCACAAAGGAUUUUGCUUCAAAAAAGAAGAAACAUAGUAAGGAGAGUAUGUCAAUUGUGGAUGAGUUUUGGGAAGUGAAUGACCCAAAUCCAGACAUCCAUGGUCUGUUUCUUGAAUUUAACGAUACCUAUUUCUGGGGAAGAUUACAAGGAGUAGAAGUUAGAUGGAGCCCACGUAUGACAUUAUGUGCUGGAUUAUGUUCUUAUGAAGGAAGGGGAGGUUUGUGUUCUAUUCGACUGAGCACACCACUUUUGAAACUACGACCACGAAAAGACUUGGUUCAAACUCUUCUGCAUGAAAUGAUCCAUGCAUAUCUGUUUGUUACCCAAAACAAUAAGGAUCACGAUUCUCAUGGCCCAGAGUUUCACAAACACAUGACAAGAAUUAAUUUAUUGACAGGAGCCAAAAUAACUGUUUAUCAUAAUUUCCAUGAUGAAGUCAAUGAAUAUCGGCAACACUGGUGGAGAUGCACGGGUCCUUGUCAGAAAAGGCCACCCUACUAUGGAAUAGUUCGUAGAGCAAUGAAUAGACCACCAGCACCUAGAGACUUCUGGUGGGAAGAACACCAAAAGUCUUGUGGAGGAGUUUAUGUGAAGAUUAAGGAACCAGAAGAAAAGUCAAAUAAAAGAAAACCUAGUGAUAAACAGGAAGGUCCUGAGAAAAAACUAAAAUCAGAUGGUAUGGACAUCAGGAGUUGUUUUGGGGCCAAAAUAUUUACAGUUAAUAGUAACUUCUCAAAUGACAAAGACUCGGCAAAGAGUACAGUGCCAUCACCUGGACUUAAAACACCAACAUUACAUACAUCUAUUCCACAUGUAAACCAAGAACGACAUUCAGAAGGUAUAUUAGAACAAGAUGUUAGCUUGAAGAAAAGCUCCACUGAAUUCGAUUUUGUGCCAUUCACUGGUCAUGGACAUCGUCUUGGAGGCAGGAAUAGCAUGUGUGACAAUACAAGCACCACUAAUAGAACUCUGUCGAGUCAAUCGGAAUUUGCAGCUAUCAGAAAUACUUUCUGUAAUGAUAAUUUCCUUUCAUCUAAACAAGCAAAUACAAAUAUUUUAGGAAAUCAAAUUAUAGGUUCUCAACACUCAUCAAAACUGAUAGAUAAACAAGAACGCAAUGUCCUGAAAGAAAAAAAUAGUCUACCCUUCAAACAAAGCAGUCAUGUUAAAGAUGAAUCAGUAAAACAACUGCCAACAGUAACAAGUAGAGUUGGAAAUAACAAAAGAAACGCCUUGAAGAAUAUCAUAAAUAGAAAUAGUAGCAAUAAAAAUACUACAAACCAACCACAUCAAAAGGAGGUCACUGUAAAAAUCCAUUCAGUUUCAUCACCUAUACAUCAUAUUCUCAAUUCUUUCAGCUCAGAUGAUGAGGAAGAAUAUCCUUUGAACAAAUCCAGUUCUAAAUUUAUUCAGACCAAACUAAUGUUUCCCAAAUAUGAAUCAAAAACAGGGGGAAAUUUGAAACGCAUUCAGAGUCAGAAAUUUGAUAUUUCAAAUAAAGUUCAGUCCUACAGUAUUCCAUUUUCCUUAGAUAGAGCUGAAUCAAGUUCUGGCCACAAUACUUCUUUGUUACCUGAACCUGAAUUCAGUCCUAGCCUUGGGACUUCAACCCCAUCUAAACCUGGAUCCAGCACCAAUCCUGGGACAACUUCAUCAACUAAACCCGAAUUAGUAUCUGAUUCUAGAAAACUGUGUGGAGAACAGCAAAUGUGUGAAAGAGUGACGUGUCCUAUUUGUGGAUUUGAAUGUUUAGUAACAGUGAUAAACCAACAUCUUGAUUCAUGUUUAAAAACAAGUUCAUGACAUAUUAGUUAUGGCUUUUAAUUUAUAGGUUGCAGACCUUUUAAGUGAAAAAAUAAUAAUUUGAGUAAAAUGUAUCACGUUAGUCUGCUAAAAGAAGACCAUUUCCUGGCUGAUGGCAUGCCAGAGUUCCAUGUUUAUGUUAUGCUUUAGUAGCUCGUAGAAGUUUUCAUGGCCUUGCUCUAUAUAGUUGUGUAGAUUACCCAUUCAGUUUUUAUCCAAAGAGGUAAUCCAUUAACAAGAAGUUGUCAUGAUGUAUUAUAAAGAGGCUUUGAACAUUUCUUAAAGAAUUUUUAUAAAUGAAGUACAGGUAAACUAAGAAUAAUAAUGAAAUAAAGCAGGAUAUCUUAGGCUUUCAUUUAAGUUUGAGAAUGGACACAAUAUAAAAAAAACAACAAAUAAACCUAAAAUACUAAAGUUUUCCACUUAUAGAAACUGUUGUUUAUCUGCUAGAAGCAACCAAACAACAUCCACACGCAUAGUAUAGACUAAAACAGUUAAAGCAUACAAAAUAUAUUGAUAUACAACCACAGUAAUAAAAUAGUAGAAAAACUAGGAGCUUCAAGGCAAAAUUAAGUAUUGGAAAGCCUGAUUAUAAGGUAAACACAUUAAAGAAAGUCAUUGCGUCAGGAUUAUAAAACACUUUUUCACUUUAUGACCUAGAUAUUGGUAUUUCUGUUGGUCUGCUCAGUAUUACUAGAAAAUCUUUCACAGAAUAAACAAAUUAUACAUUGUGCUUAAGACUUGAAAUUAUUGAUUAUUUAAACUUUUUUUAUUCAAGAUUUGUCUUAACAACUUGCUAUACUUUUUCAAAUAACCUAUAGCUUAAUUAUAUCAACAUAAUUCAGGUAACUAAGAACGUUAUUUACAGUGACUUGUUAUCAUAUAUGUUGACUGAGUGGUUGACAGGUUAUUUGUUAUAUCUAGUUAUGUGCAGUAGUGGAAUAGAUAUUUAUAAAGUUAAUCUGUUUACGUCACAAAACUUUAAAAAACAUUGCAGAUUGUAUGUGUUACUAAAAUCUAAACCUAAAGUAUUUAAGUUUUUCUAACACUCAAAUGUUGUCAUUGCUUAUAUAAUUAAUUUCUAACAAAUCAUAUUAACAGUGACAGAUGUUUUUAUUCUAUACAGUCAUUUUCAUACCAAUGUGAGAAGAACAUGGACACCAAUGUGUUUAUGUAUUCUUUUACAUCUUAUAACAAAAAUUCCAUAUUGUGAUUACUAUUCAUUGUAUUGCUACUUAAAUAUUUCAUUUGCGAGAAAUUUUAUUAAGCAGUUUGAUUGUUUAUACACUCCUACUGGAGUGUUAAUAAAAGAUGACUUUAUAACAAUAUCUCAAAGUAUUUGAGAAUGGAAGGUUUGUGUCAUAUUGUGAGAAAAAAGUACUGGAGGUAAAAUGUUAUCUCUUCAAAAUUUCCUGGUAAUGAGUGAUCUAUCAAAGAUUAGACUGUUUGUGGAAGGUAUGCAUACUGAUGAAGAAAAGUCUGGAAAGAAUUAUUUCACACAGUUUAAAAUUACAUAAAAAUAUAUACUGUGUUAAAAUUGUUGUAUGUAUGAGCUGCAUAACAUCAUGUAAUUUAUAAGAGAAUAUUAGCUGAGGUUCAUUUGGGCUAAAAAUAAGGUACUAGUUUUAGCAAAUCAUCAGGAAAAGAAUUAUAACACAUGUAAAAGCUUUAUUGUAUUCAUUCAUGUUUGUAGGUUUAAAGUAGCAACAUCAGUGUUGGUCUAUGUUAAUUCACACUAUUUUAAUGAAUUGUAAUUUAAACGUUUCCUUUAUAAAUACAAUAAAGGUGACUCAAAACUAUUUUAAGAGAAGUUCAGCAAGAGUUUGUGUGGUUUGUAUAGUAUACACUAAUCCUACCAGUUAAUUGAUAAACUGGGGAUCAGCAUCUAAGACAGUAAUAAUCAUACAGUAAGGUAAUAAAUUUACAUUAAUUCAUCUUGAAUAGUGCCAUGAUUUCAAAAUCCUUUAAGAAGUUAAUUUGAAAUCAUGAAAGUUGUUGUGCCCUUUUUAUGUAAUAUUUCUAUAUUAUUGUUUAAAGGAAAAACAAUAUUGCAACAAACUAUUUCAUACAUGAUGAACAGGUGAUAGCUACAUUUGAGAGUCUCGAAAAUGAUAACAACAGUCUAGGUGAAAAUGUAUUCAUUCACUAUACCACUGCUCAGAAAUACACCCAUAAACUACAACAAAUAGUCAGUACUUUUUCAAACACAAUAUUGAAAUAUAACUGUAAGCUGUAACUGCAGUAUCAUUAUAAUGAGGAUAAAAGGUUUGUUUUGUAGCAUAAAUGAUGAAAAGUAACUUUCCACCACUAGUUUACUGCCAUAAAACAAGCUAAAGUAUGGUUUUUAUCAGCAGAGAAAGAAAGGCAAAUUAAAACUUGUGUAAAAGUAAACGUGCUUGUAAGUUGUGUGGCCUUGGCUAAAAAGCAAUAGUUGUGUAUGUUAUCUGCUUGGUUAAAGUCUAAACUGUAAUGUUUUACAGAACUACUGAUCAAUCCACUAAGAUAACUAACUGAUUGGGGGUAACCCAAAGUGUCUUGUAUUAUCAAUUUGUUUUGGAACAAGUAUGAACUUUAUAAGAAAAAAGUAAAUAUACAAUAAAUGGUAAAAUA